This is a messenger RNA of Alternaria atra, 969 nucleotides long. RefSeq lists its product as uncharacterized. NCBI's taxonomy places the organism in Eukaryota, Fungi, Ascomycota, Dothideomycetes, Pleosporales, Pleosporaceae. Gene Ontology annotation, biological process: mitochondrial fission. Gene Ontology annotation, cellular component: mitochondrion. The transcript has 3 exons. The record is from RefSeq and is a predicted model, not a curated record. The coding region runs from base 1 to 969 and encodes 322 amino acids.
AUGGCGAAAGACGACAACAAGAAGAUCGUAGAGGUCGACGGCGUACCAGUGGAGCGUCAAGGCACCCGACCGGAUUUCUCAAUUCCACCAGCUAGGAAACAGCUGCCGAGAGAGCUUCAGGACACGCUCAACGAUGAAGAGAAGUUGUGGGAGGUGCUCUACGAUGGCGAAGGUGAAGAUACAACAGAUACAUCACUCCGCUAUGCCGCGUACGCCUCGCGAAUCCGCACCAUUAUGCUUUCUGCGCACCGCUAUGUAGCCUACACCUCCGAUAUUGGCGAAUCCUUCCGUCCCAUCGCGCAUCCUUACCUAGUCAAGGGUGCCUACGGUAUAUCCUGGCUCUACCUUACCGGUGACGUCGCUCACGAAGGCUACAAAGCCUACUGCCGCAACCAACGUACACUACAUCCCGAGAAGUACAUCGACGAAGCAGCAGAUAAGAGUCUGGGAGAAGCAAAGGACAAAGAUCUCGCAGCCACAGGCAAGUGCGCCAGUACAGGCAUAUUCGACAAGGUGCAAGAUCUGGCGAGGAAUGCUACAAGUACAGAGGGUGUCAAGUAUGGUGAAGCCGGGAGCGCAUUGACCGGUGGGCAGGUGGUUGCGGGAAAGGUACCAGCGAUUGAGGACUACAGGGCUGUUAUGGCGCAGAGAGCUGUGUUCCAGGCUGUUGCUUCUAUGGGUCUACCUGCUUUCACUAUACACAGCAUUGUCAGGUACUCUGGGCGUGCGCUGAAGGAUGCAAAGAAUAAGACGCUAAGGACUUGGGGUCCGAUCGGACUUGGUCUCGCCGCAGUCCCUUUCUUACCAUUCGUUUUUGAUGAACCGGUCGAGCACGCCACUGAAUGGAUCUUUUACAAUGCGUUCAAGACGUUUGGUGGUGAAGAAGCGGUCGCGGGCAGACCGGCGACUGGGGUUAAGGAAUUGAGAAAAGAAGAAACGCAAUCGAACAAGCUGAAGAAGGAGUUGUAG